AUGACGGAGUACCUCAACGACUUGGCAUCGGCCAAGCCGGGGGAGUCGAUGCCACCCGUCAACCUGGGGCCGUACGACAACCCGCUGCUGUGGAAUAAGCUGGAUCCCUUCGGUGCUGAUCGUGGUCACCAGCGUCGUCCAAUGACAGUGUCACGUGACUUCAUGGAGCUGAACCAGGUACCCAUCGUCUAUCGUGAUCACUGCGUGCACCGCUGGAUUCCGUUCAACCGUUGUAUGCGGAACUUAAAGCCUGUGACGUGGGGUACGGUGAACUGCCACGAGUUCGAAGAGUCGUGGAUGGUAUGCAGGGCGCACGAGACUUACCGCCUGCAGCUCUUAAAAAGCAAGUUCAUGGAGCUGACGAAGGACUACACAGCAGAGGACAAGAAGUUCUUCCCUAGCAUCCUGUAUCUUGGCAUUCCGUACUACAUGCCGUCCUUCUACUGGAAUCUGGCAGCAUCACAGCGACUUAGCGGGUGGGAUGAGAAGGACCCUGCGAACCCAGUCAUGUGGCGGGAGCCGAACCGCUCCCUCAUGCGCUCCGAGUUCUCGCCAACCAACUGGGAGAAGGGUACCAUGACUAGCGCCUAUGGCCACAAGCUCAUUCCGGAUGAGAUUGUGUAUGACAUGGUGCCAGGAUUUCCUCUGCCAGAGGAGAAGCGUCCCCAGGCCGCUUAA
Leishmania braziliensis MHOM/BR/75/M2904 is the source of this 678-nucleotide messenger RNA. RefSeq lists its product as hypothetical. Gene Ontology annotation, cellular component: mitochondrion. NCBI's taxonomy places the organism in Eukaryota, Euglenozoa, Kinetoplastea, Trypanosomatida, Trypanosomatidae. The transcript has a single exon. Bases 1 to 678 code for a protein of 225 amino acids. The record is from RefSeq and is a predicted model, not a curated record.